Messenger RNA from Cornus florida, 826 nucleotides. RefSeq lists its product as uncharacterized. The transcript has 2 exons. Bases 121 to 477 code for a protein of 118 amino acids. The record is from RefSeq and is a predicted model, not a curated record. NCBI's taxonomy places the organism in Eukaryota, Viridiplantae, Streptophyta, Magnoliopsida, Cornales, Cornaceae.
UUUUUUUUUUGGCAGGAAAACAUAAAAGAACUUCAAAAAAGUUACUCUGACUUGCCUAUUGGCAGUUCCAAUGAUUUGUUCUCCAUUGUGAGGGGAGAAGAGAGAACUGGUCGUGUGCGGAUGCUUGGCUUUGGGCCUACACCAAGCGAUGUUUGGGGGCCCUCUUCUAGUAAAGUUGAACUAAUUAAUAAUGCGAAUAAAUCUGAUGAGGAAGCACGUGCUGCACGCGUAGAGUUCCAGGAGAGCAUUUCAAAAAUGCAAGCCGAGUAUGACAACAAGUUGGAAAAUUUACGAGCCAACUAUGAUAACAAGUUGGAAAAUUUACAACAACAGGUGGCUAUGCUAAUGCAGAUGCAACAACAAAAUUAUAGUGGACAGGUAAUUCAAAUCAAAUGGGCAACAAGACUUAUUGAAGUUGAAGAUGGGGUCGUGGCUGUGCUUUCUGAAUUUCUUUCGCCUUGGAUGGGUUCUUUUUGAAAAACUUGUACUACAUUUGUCAAAAAUUCUUAAUUAUUUUUGUCUUGACAUUUAGUAGCUUUAUUUAGACAAUUUGGAUGGUAUAUUGGCAGGUUAACUUGUGGUUGUAUUAGUAUAAAUUUUUGCUUUUUGGUUGACAUUUAUCAGCUUAACUUGUGGUUGUAUUAGUAGGCAAUUUCGAUGGUAAUUUUCAUAUUGGCAUGGUUAACUUUGUGGUUGUAUUAUGUAAAAACAAUUUGGAUGGUAUUUUUAUAUUAACUUGUGUUAUAUUGGAUGACAUUUAGUAGUUGGUAGUUGCAAUAGUUGUACUGAUAUUUUUUCCCAAAAACUAUAAAAAUAUAUAUAUAUA